Molecule: messenger RNA, 711 nt
Organism: Fibroporia radiculosa
Lineage: Eukaryota; Fungi; Basidiomycota; Agaricomycetes; Polyporales; Fibroporiaceae
Exons: 1
Coding region: 1-711 (236 amino acids)
Source: RefSeq, a predicted model, not a curated record
AUGCCUGCUGAGUGUAACACCCAUGCCAGAAACAACAAUGAGGCUUCUAAUCUGGAUCCGUGCCGUCGCCCUCUGGCUCCUAGGCACAACAAUUCUCCAACAGCUGGUCCCCAGAGAGAGGCAACUCCUUACCCUUCCCACCUCCAAACUCUAGAAGAGCGCUUCACGGCUGGAGUAAUAGAGAUGCCAGUCCCUCAGCAUCCCAUCUUGAGCUUCCCUUCUCAACAAGAAUCUGAUGACUCCUCCUUAGAGUUCCUUGAUGAAGGUGGUUUCCGCUACCCAUUUCCCCCCUUCCUGCCAAAUGUCACUCGCCAACCCUUCCUCAUCCCAGGACCCCCUGACUCAUCCAACAGUGAUGCCGUGGUCUUACACCAAUUCCCUGGACCCCUGGAAGUCCCUCAGGAAUCGGAAGCCACCACUGGAUCUUACCACGUUGCCCCUGCACAGGUUUUUCCAUCCUCGUCGCCAAUGAACAUCUUGUCUUCUCCCAACCCUGACAGCCCCCUCGCUGCGUCCACCGACUCACCCAGUAUGCCACCUCUCGCUUCAGAUGUCUCCGACAAUGGUAGCCUCGACCACGUUCCCAAUCUAUGGCUCUUAGUAGAUGUCAGCAAAUAUGUCACCACAUCAGAAGGACACAGUAGCAACCCUCAGGAGUUUGUAGUUUACAGCAACGACGUAAUCCAGCGAAUUUCCAACGAUGUCACCUGA